Messenger RNA from Suricata suricatta (meerkat), 2571 nucleotides. RefSeq names its product coiled-coil domain containing 78 (gene CCDC78). The record is from RefSeq and is a predicted model, not a curated record. Gene Ontology annotation, cellular component: cytoplasm. Bases 3 to 1397 code for a protein of 464 amino acids. NCBI's taxonomy places the organism in Eukaryota, Metazoa, Chordata, Mammalia, Carnivora, Herpestidae. The transcript has 13 exons.
UUAUGGAGCAUGCGGCGGCCACAGGCCACACGGCAGAGGCCCCAUCCUGGGCCACUGAGAAUGUGAGGCCUCCCAGGCCGCUCCUGCAUCUGCCGUGGGGUCAGGGCGCCCUCGCUCAGGCAGGCUGUGUGCUGCCCCGGGCCGAGGACUGCACGCCGAGCCUCGGGACAGAGCGCCCCUCAGAUCUACAGCUGCGUGAGGAGCAGCAGCUCCAGAUCUCCAAGGAGUUGGUUGACCUGCAGAUCACCACUCAUCACCUGCGGGAGCAACACGAGGCGGAACUCUUUGAGGUGAAGAGUGAGGUCCUGCGGCUGGAGAGCCGGGUGCGGGAGCUGGAGCUGCGUGGAGAUUGUGCAGCCCCAGCAGAGGCUGACCUGGGGCACCGCCAGGAGCUGGCACAGGGGCUUGGACACAAGGCCCAGGAGCAGGGACACUCCAUCCACCACAGACCCCAGCUGCAGGGAGAAUGGCAGCGCGUGCUGGAGCAGCACAGGGCCCAGAAGCAGGCACUGGAGACCCGCGUGGCAGACCUGGGUCAGCGGCUGCAGGGAGCCCAAGAGGAGGCCAGGGAAGCUGGGCAGCGACUGGCUGCACAAGCCAUGGUGUUGUCUGCCUGCCAGGCCCGGCUCCGCCAGGCUGAGGAGGAGAAUGCCCAGCUGCAGCUGCAGCUCAAGAAGCUGAACCAAGAACAUGCCGUGCAGCUGCAGCGCUGCGCCCGAGCUGUGGCCGAGUCUGCAGAGGGCGCGGCACCGGAGGCGGCAGCCCUUCGGACGUUCCUAGAGACCACCCUGGAGGACAUCCGGGCGGCGCACCGCAGCCGCGAGCAGCAGUUGGCCCGGGCCGCUCGGGGCUACCGCAAGCGCCUGGCAGAUCUGAGCCGCAGACACGAGGAACUGCUGGCUAACCACAGGGUGCAGCAGGUGCCGGCAGACCCCGUUGGGGCACCCGGGACCCCGAAGGCCACCUUUGAUGCAGCCACCUCAGAUAUAGAGCCGCUGCCUCUGCGUCUGGUCACCGAGCCCGGUCACCUACGCGAGCAUCAGGAGACGAAGCUGCGCAAGCUCCAGGCCCAGAAGGGACCCAGUGGGGCCUCCCAGGGGAGCACAGCACAACCACAGGGCCGGGAGCCUGCAUCCUGGGCCCAGAUCCACCAGCAGCUCCGGGACUUCUCCCGUGGCACUCAGGCAGAACUAGAACGUGAGCGGGCACAGCUACUCGUCCGGGCCACGAAGGCCGAGGAGCAACUGUCGGAGCUACAGGAGUAUGUGGACCAGCACCUAGGGAGGUACAAACAAGAGAUCCUAAGGCUGAGGAAGCUAAUGGGUACAGAGAACGCUGGCAAAGUGGGGGCCACACCUGCACUCAAGCCCCAGCACCUAAAGACCCGCAGCCGCUAGCCAGCUGUCAAAUUCGCUCAGCAGAACGCUUCACAGCGGGCAAGGACCCUCCGCACAGGACCCCCUUGCAGGCAGAGCUCAUUCCACCCAACCCUCCACCCAACAGGAGUCAGGACGCAGUCUAGAGUCUUUAUUGGGUCCAAACGGUCAGCCAAUCUGAGAAUUGGGGGCCCCCGGGACUGAGGCAGAACUGGGUCCUGGGGAAGCCUGACCAGCUGGCCCACCACUGUGGACAUCAUAGGCCCAGACACGGUCCGGACCCUCCCCCAUCACAGCCACAGGCUGCCAGGUGGGGAGGGGGAAGCGCCCUGACACCACUCGGGCCCCUGCGGGCAACUCUGCCCGCAGCUUGUCUUCCAGGAGUGGGAGCUGUGGGAGAGAGAGCAGGAGGAUAGGGUGGGCAAGACGGAACACGGCUGCCCCUGCCGGCCUCCUCCAGGCCCAGCACCUACACUGAGGGGGGCCCGGGCCUCCCCUGGGCUAGCAAACCCCACACCUACCACGCUAGGGGCCAGGAACACAGACACGUUGUUGCAGUCCCUCAGGCUCACCUGUAAGAAGAGGUCACCCCAGCGGGGAGCAGGGCCCCAGCCGAGGAGGAGGUCUGGUGAGCAUGGGGUCACUGUGGCCUCCAAGUCCUGGCCCCAGACCACGCAGGGGAACCUGGGGCUGUCAGCACGGUGGCCAACCAAGAGCUGGAAGUGCAGAGAUCAGGUGUGGGGGCCCCAGGGGGUCCGGGACUCCCUGGGUUACCUGCCAGAGGUCCUCACGGCGGUAGUGGACACUGCCGGCACAGCCUGCCCUCCACGCGUGCAGCCGGGCCAGCCCCACGAGCCACGGGUUCAGCUCGUAACCCACAGCAGGGCGGAGACCGCACCUGUGGGCAGCCAGCACCUGUGGGCACACGCGACUGUGGGUCCGAAAGGUGGGGAGGUGCACUGGCGACGAGGACGACCCCGCCCACCCCGACUCCUUACAAUCCUGCCGUCGCCAGAGCCCAGGUCCACCAUCUUUCCAGGGCGGCCUCGCAGCAGCGUCAACACGUGCUCCACCUGCCGCUCACUCGCACCGACAUAGGGCACCUGGCCAAGGAGGCAGGCGAGGCUGGGUCCCCAGGCUUGGGUCCCAUGUUGGGGGUUGGGGCGCAGAGCCCGCCUCCUGAGCUUGCAGGUCC